This is a messenger RNA of Paramecium tetraurelia, 1407 nucleotides long. RefSeq lists its product as uncharacterized. The transcript is spliced from 2 exons. The record is from RefSeq and is a predicted model, not a curated record. NCBI's taxonomy places the organism in Eukaryota, Ciliophora, Oligohymenophorea, Peniculida, Parameciidae.
AUGACACAAGACAUAUCAAAAGAAGUGCUAGCUCUUUCCAUCCAUGUUGCUGCAGCUGCUUCUUUAAUCACUAUCUAAACUCAAUAGAGGAUGAUCUUAGUUACAAAUAGUGUUUUAGAGAGUGUAGACUAAACUUUCAAGAUUAUCAAUUCGAUUAUGAUGUAAUCAUAAAAAUAGUCUCAUUUGGACGCAGUUAUAGAGGAAUUCGACGAUGAUUGUGGAAAAGAUUCAAAAACAAAAGAGUGUUAUAUCGAUUAAUAACUCAAUGUUACUAACGACGAACAAUUAGAUUAAAUUAGAAUUGAAAAUUAGAUGUGUUAAGAAAAUUGUAAUCCCAACUUGUCAAUCAAGUCAACCAAUUCUAGUUACUAAAGUGUUUAAAAAUCAAAAACCAUAUACUAAAUAUUAGAGGAGAAUCAACCUAACAAAAAUCUCAAAGAUGAUACUCCAAUCUAACCUUAGAAACAAUCUCUUCUUUCUUAUUAGUUAUCCUAAAUCAAAGUAGACAAGGUCAAAGAAGCCCAGGAAUAAAAAGAACUCAUGAUCUUGAUCGACCAAGUUGAUCCCGAAGAAUUAAUUACAAAAUUGAAAUCCUUAGAGAUGAUUUCUACUUACCCUUAAGAAAAUCAAAAUCAAUUGGAGUCAGUUAUAAACAUAAGUGAACCACUAAUUGUUUUAAAUGUUGAAGAGUGUUAAAGAUAAAAUAAAACAUCUCCAAAAAAAUCAGAAUGGUAUGAUAGUUCUUCAGUUGAAUACAAAGCUACAUCAUAUAAUACAAAUGAGUCUUCUAAUUUGGACCAUCAUUCUUAUAAAUGGAAAAGCAGUAGUAUUGAGGAUGAAAAUUUAUUGCAAGAUUGUGAAUUUUAAUUUUAAUCCUCAGUAUUUGAUUUUCCAUUUCCAGAAGACUUCUGUACUAAUAGUAUAAAUGUGUAAUAGAAUUUUCAACAAUUAGAAAAUUAAAACUAAUUUACGCCUAAGAAGAAGAGACUCUACUGCAAUAAUAAGAAGGUUCCUCAUUGGGCUGAAAACUUAUAGAAAGUUUAACAAUAUUAAUCCUAAUAAUAUCUAUUACCUCAUCAUUAAAUCUUUGGUAAGAUGAAGAACAGAGUGUUAGAGAUUGCCAAGUAGUUUUCAGAGAGCAGAUACUAAAGAAGGGGAAGUUCAGCCUAAUGGCACAUUCCUAAUAAGACUUUUGAGAUGAUGCAAUAAUAGAUGAAAAAACUAUAGCAAAUAUAAGAUGAAAAUAUAUAAAAACUGUAGCAACAUCAAAUAGAUGUAAUUAUAUGGAAAUUAUUAUAGUCUGCUUAAAAAAAUUAAGGCUUAUUGGCCAAAACAUAAUAUUUUUUAACUAGUAUCAAAAAAAAGAUCCUCAAUUCAUUUGAGAAAGAUUCAAAAUAUAAAAAAUGA